Messenger RNA from Triticum aestivum (bread wheat), 1819 nucleotides. RefSeq names its product F-box protein SKP2A. The transcript has 5 exons. The record is from RefSeq and is a predicted model, not a curated record. Gene Ontology annotation, cellular component: SCF ubiquitin ligase complex. Gene Ontology annotation, biological process: SCF-dependent proteasomal ubiquitin-dependent protein catabolic process. Lineage: Eukaryota; Viridiplantae; Streptophyta; Magnoliopsida; Poales; Poaceae. The coding region runs from base 426 to 1565 and encodes 379 amino acids.
CUUUUCCGAUGGAUUUUCGCGGGCUAGGACCUCGAUUUCUGCAACCUUUUAUAAGCCUGGAUUAGCGAGCUUGACGACUUUAUUGCUUUGCUGAUCAAAAGUCAGAGGAAAUCGAGACUUUGAUCCCUAGAAGCCUCCGCAAUGUUUCCCUCGCCUUAUUUUAAGGGUGUAGUUUGCUGUCUAAUUGUGAUUGGCAAGUAGUAAAUCCAAGCCGGAAAGGUGCCAUGUGCCCAUGUUGGUAGAGUUCUAUAAGUACGCACUUCUCCAUCUGUGGAUUCUUGAUACAUUCUUUCCAGCUUCUCCAUCUCGUAGAUUCCCCUGCCAUGCGACGAAAACAGCAUUGAUCCACAGUAUCCGUGGUCGGGCUGUACCUUUGUUCCGGAUCCCCAUUCAGGGGCACAUUGAUACUUGAAGUAAUAUUGAAAAUGGUUAGUGCGAGGUCAGUGGACAGGCAGUUGGAUACAUGCUUCAGCAACCUCAUGGUGUCUAGCGGCGGUGGAAGGGGGCAGGCUGAAACUGGUGGCGCUAUGCCUAUGUUGUCAGGAUGGAAGGACCUGCCAAUGGAGCUGCUUAUGCGGAUCAUAUCAGUUGCUGGAGAUGAUCGAAUUGUCGUUGUCGCAUCCGGUGUUUGCACUGGCUGGCACGACGCGUUAGGAUGGGGGGUUACUAAUCUUUCCCUUUCAUGGUGCCAGCAGAACAUGAAUAACUUAACGAUAUCAUUUGCUCACAAGUUCACAAAGCUUCAGGUUCUCACUCUUCGCCAAAUCAAACCUCAGCUCGAAGACAGUGCAGUAGAGGCUGUUGCCAACUACUGUUAUGAUCUACGUGAGUUAGACCUCAGCCGAAGUUUUCGGCUUAGUGACCGAUCAUUGUAUGCAUUGGCCAAUGGAUGUCCUCAGCUUACAAAACUGAACAUCAGUGGGUGUUCCAGUUUCAGUGACAGUGCCUUAAUCUACCUUAGUUGCCACUGUAAAAACCUGAAGAGCUUGAAUCUUUGUGGAUGUGGAAAGGCAGCCACUGAUGAAUCCUUGCAGGCCAUAGCCCAAAACUGUGGGCACCUGCAAUCUUUAAACCUAGGUUGGUGUGACAAUGUCACAGAUGAGGGGGUUACCAGCUUGGCAUCAGGCUGCCCUGAUCUCAGGGCCCUGGAUUUGUGUGGCUGUGUUCUUAUAACAGACGAAAGUGUUAUUGCUCUAGCAAGCGGGUGCCCGUACCUGCGAUCUUUGGGCCUGUACUACUGCCAGAACAUCACCGACCGUGCCAUGUACUCCCUCGCAAACAGCUGCGUGAAGAGCAAACGAGGGAGGUGGGGCACCCCGCGGAGCAGCAGCAGCAACUCGAAGGACGUCGACGGGCUGGCUAACCUGAACAUCAGCCAGUGCACGGCCCUGACGCCUCCCGCGGUUCAGGCGGUGUGCGACUCCUUCCCGUCGCUCCACACCUGCCCGGAGAGGCACUCCCUCAUCAUCAGCGGCUGCCUCAGCCUGACUAACGUCCACUGUGCCUGCGGCCUCCAGCGCCACCGCGCCGGAAGCGCCCUGCAGGCCACCAGCCAUGCGUACUGAGGAUGCGUGUGUGUGUGCGCUCUUGGUUCCGGCGAACCCCGUGUGCCUCGUGGGGGGAGGUUUGGUCCCGGCCUGGAGGAAGACGUGUAUAUAAACUCGGAACCAGGAAAUGUAAUGUUGUAGUAGGACUAUUGUAUUAUAUCAUGAGGACUCUGUGAUGCUCCCCCAUGCCAUUCUUGAAACUGGCAAGAAGUUGCAAUGCUAUGUAUCUGGUGGAUUUCAACAAGGAUUUAUCGGUUUGAUUCUGGGGAUCA